Messenger RNA from Mya arenaria, 2170 nucleotides. Its product is annotated as cytochrome P450 3A5-like. Gene Ontology annotation, molecular function: oxidoreductase activity, acting on paired donors, with incorporation or reduction of molecular oxygen; iron ion binding; heme binding. The record is from RefSeq and is a predicted model, not a curated record. The transcript has 15 exons. The coding region runs from base 324 to 1838 and encodes 504 amino acids. Lineage: Eukaryota; Metazoa; Mollusca; Bivalvia; Myida; Myidae.
UGAUCCAAGUUUAUGCUCUUAAAAACAUUUUAUGUUUUGAAUUGAUAUUGACGUAUUUAAAUGUAAUUACUUUUAAUAUAAACGUUUUGAAAACAAAUUGAACCGUUUUGUGAAGUACUUUAAAGGUGCAUUUAAACAUGGAUGGCGACGUCAACAGGAAAAAAACAACAGUUGUCCCCCUUAUUUUAAAAGAUACUUCAUAAUUUUAAGGUUAUUUAAAGUGUUUUAAUAAACAAAGUAACAGGAUAAACAUAAUAUUAGGUUAGUGCCGUGGAUGGAGGAAGUUUAAAUCGUGCAAGGCGGUGAAAAUUAUCGGGUGUGUGAUGGAGAUUCUCGGUUUGUUGGACAUCCCGGGCUGUCUGCUGGUUCCGGUCGGCCUGAUAAUGGCCCUCUGCCUAUACAGCUGGCACAAACAGAGCUACUUCCGGCGAUUGGGACUGCCCACAAAACCAACCACCCUGAUCCUGGGCGACAUGCCCCUGCAGUUCAAGAAGGGCUUCGGCUACAUCGACGUUGAGAGCAUUCAAAAAUACGGCAAGGUUUUCGGGACGUACCUGGGGAGCUGCCCGUCCCUUGUGGUGGCCGACGCCGAUAUCAUCAAACACAUAAUGGUCAAGGACUUCAGUAACUUCACAGACAGAAAGGCGUUGUUUCCGGUGGGGCGGCAAAUGCACCGGUUGAUGAACCUUGCGGAAGGGAAAUAUUGGCGCCUACUUCGGACCUCCUUCUCCGCAGCAUUUACCAGCGGCAAAAUUAGACCUAUGAGCAGCUACAUCAGCAGAUGUCUGGUGAGAUUGGAGAAGAACGUGGUCAAACAGAAUGAGGAGCAUCCGGAUGGAUUCGAUAUCAACCCAUUGGUGAAAAGUUUUACCAUGGACGUGAUCCUGAACGUGGGCUUCGGUGUCGAGGUGGACGCCCAGAACAACCCUGACAACCCGUACGUCCGGCACGCGUACGGCUUUCUCAAGUUUAGCGGCAAAAACCUCCUCUUCAUCCUCUUUUUGCUGUUUCCGGAGAUAUCUAUGGUGAGCAAGUUCUUCAACUUCAGCUUCAUACCUGAAGAGAGCCGCCAGUUUUUCAGGUCCGCCUCCCGGGCCCUCAUAGAGGAUAGGAGGAGCGAGAAACAGCCAGAGACCCAUCGAGAUUUGCUGCAGCUUCUUAUAGAUGCCAAGGAUAAGAGCGACCAAUCAGACGGAAAUGGAGAACAGUUGACGGACGAGGACAUUAUCGGUAACUCCAAUGUGUUUAUGAUCGCGGGGUUCGACACGACGGCGAGCACUCUCUCCUGGCUGGUGUACGACCUGGUCACACACCCAGACAUACAGGACAAGCUUAUUGCCGAGAUUGACGAGAAACUAGCAGGUGAGGAGCCGAACUACGACAACGUGUUUGGGAUGUCGUACCUUGACAUGGUUGUCAGUGAGACGCUAAGGAUGCACCCAGUCGCGCCAAAAUUAAUCCGGCAGGGCUCACAGCCAAUGGAGAUUUGUGGCGUGCGCAUACCGGAAGGGAUCGAGAUCCACAUCCCGGUGACGACCCUUCACUUCAUGCCCGAAUACUGGGAACAACCGGAAGUGUACAACCCUGAACGGUUUUCGCCGGAGAACAAGGCUAAAAUUGAGCCAUACGCGUACCUUCCCUUCGGCCAGGGACCCCGGAACUGUAUCGGCAUGCGGCUGGCGCUCCUCGAGCUCAAAAUGACCGCCGCCUUCCUCCUCCAGAGGUUCCGCUUCCGGCGCGCACCUGGGCUUAAGGUGCCGAUGCCUAUCGCUACAAUGUUUGUCGUGCGGCCUGGGGCACCGGUGCUCGUUACCGUGGAAACCAGGAACCGGAACUAGCAGUGACACUAACAGAGUGAGGGGGCAGCUGUAAUAAUACUCGUGGAAUAGGCCAACAAUGGAAUGUUAGAAUCAAUUAUAUUUAUAUAAUUGUUAAAACAUUUGGUUACAGCGGGGCGGCGUGGGAGACAAAAAACUACAUUAUUUGUCUGUAAUUCUUUUUUAUCAUAAUUAUACAAUUUAUAUACAUAUUAUAUACAUGUGUGACCUUUUCACUAUGUGCCAUAAUGAACGGAACUUAAAUGAGAUAACGUAUUUUUAAUUGAGCCAGCUAUUUUCUCCCUCUAUGAAUAAUCCAAAUUGUAUCUGUGCAUAAUAAUAAAUAGAGAUAU